GAAGUUUACUUCCGGGGUCAAAGUUGACAUCGUCCUCCAUGUGCGAAGAUGGCGGUGUUAUGGUAGCAUGAGUUCAACCACAAGAAUACGACGUUUAUAAGCUCUUUUCUGGGAUAAACUAUUAACUUUAAGUUGUAGGGAACUUGGUAUUGCUUAACACACUUUCAACGGUUUUACUUGUAGCCAUUUCGGUUGUUUUUUUUAUUACGAUACCCUGCCGUGCUAUCCCGUGCUAGCAGCACUUUGCUUUUUGUUUUGUUUUUACUUAUUUAUUAAUUUAUUGUCCAGUUAUUGUUGUCAGAUGGCCUAGGAGGGCAUGUUUGUUUCCAGACUGCCUUUCAGCUCCCUGGUUUGCAGCACACGGACUUCAGCGAAAGGGGGUCUUUUUCCUACUUUCCGUUGCAACAUGAGCGAGGCGUCCCGGAAGGAAGCGGCUGACAAUUUAUUGAAAAGGUCCAAAGAGGAGAACGAGGGCGGCGAAGCCAACAAAAGAAGAAAAACGGAGGGAGAACUGGGCGAAGAUGAAAAGCGAUACCCCAAAAAGAAAGUGGCCCUCCUCAUGGCGUACUGUGGGAAGGGCUACUACGGGAUGCAGAGGAAUUCAGGGAACACUCAGUUCAGGACAAUAGAAGACGAUCUUGUCACAGCUCUCGUCAGUUCCGGCUGCAUCCCCGAAAACCACGGAGACGAGAUGAAGAAGAUGUCCUUCCAAAGAUGUGCCCGCACUGAUAAGGGCGUGUCUGCGGCCGGCCAAGUGGUGUCUCUGAAGGUGCGACUCAUUGACGACAUCUUGGACAAGAUCAACGAGCAUCUUCCACCUCAAAUCAGGAUUCUAGGUGUGAAGCGAGUGACCCAAGGCUUCAACUCUAAGAACAAAUGUGACGCCCGCACGUACUCCUACAUGCUGCCCACCGUUGCCUUCUCUCCCAAAGACUUCGACACGGCCGAGGCUUCGGCCUUCCGCCUGGACCCGCCCACGCAUCAGCGCGUCAACUUCCUGUUUGCGCGCUACCAUGGAACGCACAACUUCCACAACUUCACGUCUCAGAAGGCGCCGAGCGACCCCAGCGCCCGGCGCUACAUCAUGGAGAUGUCCUGCGGCGAGCCUUUUGUCCUCGACGGCGCCGAGUUCGCCGUCAUCAAGGUGCGAGGCCAGAGCUUCAUGAUGCACCAGAUCCGCAAGAUGAUCGGGCUGGUGAUCGCCGUGGUGAAAGGGUACGCCCCAGAGGACGUGCUAGAGCGCAGCUGGGGGAAAGAGAAGGUGGACGUGCCCAAAGCUCCGGGACUUGGCCUGGUACUGGAGAGGGUCCACUUCGACAGGUACAACAUGCGCUUUGGCGGGGACGGACUGCACGAGCGCCUGGAAUGGGAGGGCGAAGAGGACGCCAUUAAAGCCUUCAAGAAGACGCACAUCUACCCCAGCAUCGUGGAGACGGAGUGCCAGGAGGGCUCCAUGCUCAGCUGGAUGGCCACGCUGCCCAUACACGACUUCCACGGCACCGCCACCGCCAAUCAGGACAGCCAGCAGCUUCUAGAAGAUGCAAAUCAUUCGGAUUAAGAAGACUUCUGGUUCUCACAUGAAAACAUUUCUUCCUCUUACACUUGAAAUUACUCACCAUUUUUCAUUAGUUACCAUUUCUCCUUGCUCUAAUACGCACUGUUGUACACAUUACAACAAUAAAAGCUUUCUUUUGA
Molecule: messenger RNA, 1695 nt
Organism: Nerophis ophidion (straightnose pipefish)
Lineage: Eukaryota; Metazoa; Chordata; Actinopteri; Syngnathiformes; Syngnathidae
Gene: pus1
Product: pseudouridine synthase 1
Exons: 6
Coding region: 317-1558 (413 amino acids)
Biological process (GO): tRNA pseudouridine synthesis; mRNA pseudouridine synthesis
Cellular component (GO): nucleus
Molecular function (GO): RNA binding; pseudouridine synthase activity
Source: RefSeq, a predicted model, not a curated record